Messenger RNA from Hypomesus transpacificus, 5860 nucleotides. RefSeq names its product sterile alpha motif domain-containing protein 9-like. The transcript has 3 exons. Gene Ontology annotation, molecular function: protein binding. NCBI's taxonomy places the organism in Eukaryota, Metazoa, Chordata, Actinopteri, Osmeriformes, Osmeridae. Gene Ontology annotation, cellular component: cytoplasm. Bases 1167 to 5618 code for a protein of 1483 amino acids. The record is from RefSeq and is a predicted model, not a curated record.
UUAUGACUCUCCCGUCAAAUGCAAGCUGAUAGACCAUGAUCAACAGCUUGUGGUAUGUACAGUGUUUGACAGUUGAAGUCUUUGAAAUUCAGAAACUCGUAUCGUCCAAAACUUUGUCGUGUGGUUAUGGUAUCUUUCAAAGCAGUCUGGAAUGAGACCCAACAGAACAUUGAGGGACCUGAAUUGUGAGACAUGAAAUAGAUGAUGAGUCACAACAGAAAGGACAGAGUAAGAAAACGUGUCUCUCGGGAGAUGCAAAGUCCCCUGGCAUCAGAGGAGAUUGAAGACAAACCAACAGGACAAGUUGGAGCAGCAGAACUUUGCUGCCCGGACAAACACGAAAUGGAGGACCAGCCAGAGGAGAAGCCAGAGUCUCCUGGAUCUCCUGAGUCCUUAAAAAGUGAAGGCUCACUGGACUUGCCGAUCAACUUCAAUCAAGAAGGAUGUGAAGAACUCCCAAAAAGGGAGAUGAGGCUUGAGAGAGCACAGUCUCCGACUCUAAGUUAUCUGUCAAUGAGAACUGAUCGCUCCAUGGAACCACCACCUAAUCUUGACAUUUCCUCCAUUCAGAGGUUUAUAUUCCAAACUGUGUAAUGUUUAUGGUUUCCCUGUAUGUAAAUGGUUUCCAUGUAUUGAAGGAACUACAGUAUGUCUUGGUUUGACAUAGUUACCUAUUUAGUUACAUUAUAUCCAAAAGUUCCUUAAGUUAAAAACUAGUAUGAAACGUUUGUGUGAGGGCGCAAAUUAAUGCGUGUCCAUUAUUUACAGGUUAACAAAACAAGACAGAUCAGAAUUUUCCGAACAAGAAGCACAUGCAGAAAUGGUAUCGCAAAUAUAUAUACAUAUAUUUGUAAAUUACUUUACAAAGUUUUAGAAACAUUACUGUUUUUUGUAGCAAUGAUAAUUAGAUAUUAGUGUGAGCAGGACUAAUUAUCCACACCACACAUUUUUCCCAGGCUGCAUAUGUUCCCCAGUUUCCUCAGAGAAUUGAAGACUGGACUACUGAGGAGGUGCAAGAUUGGCUGACAAAAAUACUUCGAGUCCCUGAAUCGGUUUCCAAGAAGCUUUAUGACCAAGACGUAUCAGGAGGGUGUCUGGUUUGCUUCGAUAAAAAGGACUUAAUAGAUCUAGGUUUAACAAUAGGGCCUGUUGUUCAAAUCAUAAAAAUGGUAGACAAGCAAAGAAAAAAAGAGGAGCAAGAAGCAAAGAUGCAAGAAGUCAAUGUUGGAAAAUAUGAGCGAACACAGGAGAUAGACACAGUGAAAUCAGACUCAGAAGGUCUAAUGGCUGCUUCUUGGAUGCCAUUGGAGAGAAUGGAUGCAAACACUACAGACACAGUGACACCAGAGAAAAUAAUAUGUGUUCCUCGGCUGUUUGAUAAAAAGGACCCCUCAUUCAUGUACUCACAGAAUAAUAUCCUUCCAUUAGCUGUUGGUCCAAGCGAUCUCAUAGAACCUGUACAUGAAUACAAUCUGCUACUAGGUAACGUGGAAGAGGUCAGUGAGAGAGAGAUCCUUUACGAGUUUUGUAACAAGGCGGUUUGCUUUGCAGCAAGCUGCAUGAAUUCUCGCACCAAUGGAACCAUCCAUUUUUGCGUCAUUGGUGACCUAGGGAGCACACACGGACAGAUUGUUGGUCUAAAUGUGUCUUCUUUUAACGACUAUAUAAUUGAGUUUGAUAUGCGCCUGGACCAACACUUUAAAGAGAACAAAAGAAUUGCUAAAGCAUGUGUCCGUCCCCCACAGUUCUUCCAAGUUCAAAACAUAGACGGCACAACUUCUGGCAAAUACGUGAUUGAGGUCGAUGUUAUCCCCACAUAUUUUGAGACUCAGGAGAUGUUGUUUUAUACAUAUUUAUACACAUCACCAGAGGGACAACAUGUGGGCUGCAACACUGAAUGUCUUUUUGUACGGCAAGGUACCAGGAGCAUGAACAUUCUAGCAGACCCCAAUCAAAAAACACUGCGGGAGCGCGAAAGAGUGAUAACCGAAGAAGUGAAAAAUUGGGCCUCGACUCGCAAGGAGAUGGAGAAGAAGUGUCACACACCCAAACCAGGGCAACAAGGCCAUAAGCUCAAACAACUGAUAACUCAUGGGAGAGGCACACUUGAAAAUUCGCUGUAUGUUAUCCUAGUCACAAACAAGUGCCACCCUAGUCAGCUUGAGCAUUUACAUUUUUUGAAAGAGAUGAAGUUGUUUGCUGUGCUCGAGUUUCACCCUGAAUCGGACAAAUCUGGGACAUGCGGUUUCUACAGAAAGGAUCGUAUAGCUAAUCUACACUAUCCUCGGGUGUACAACACCCAAGAGAACGUCUCCAAUCUUAUUGCAAAGCUUAACUUGUUCAAGCAGACAAGCUGGGUAUUUUGUAACGGACGGGCAAAUGAGCAAGACGAACAAGACAUGCCGUUCUCUCCCAGUGACUGGUUGAAGAAACGCGCAGGAGAAGUUAGCGACAUGGUUUCGAUCCUCUGCAAUCCGGAUGUGUUGCCAAAAGAUCGUUUACUGAUGGUCUUCCUUCUUCACUCAGUGGAGACCGAUGUCUCAAGUCCCAUCAUGGAGACCUUCUGUGCUAUAUAUCGCAACCUAGAAGGAGAGGAUAACAUGAUCUGCCUAUGCAAAGACUCCACUGUGUUUAGUCAAUGGAAAGAACUGAUCAACACUCGCUGCAAAGUUGACAUCACUCGUAAAUGCAUCUACGAACUGAGUCUGAAUGAGAUUGACAGCACAAUAAGAAAACUGAAAGAACCUCGGACCCAGUCUUCCUGCAGGUACCUGCCGUCCAUUGGCUCCAGCUCAGUCCUCCUCACAAAGAAAGAUGAGGAGAAGAUGACUGACCUCAAUAUCCUGUGUGAGAACGAAUGUGAGGGCUCAGAAAUUGAGACAACCGAGUCUUUCAAAGACUUUACGACAAAAACGGAGGAAGACUUUUACCGGGGUGGUCAGGUGACUUGGUGGAACUUCUACCUGUCUGAGAGACCAGGCUGUCUUCCAUUCAUCAAACGAAACAGUUUUGAAGAUCUUCAAAACUUGAUCACAGAGAGCUCCACAUUUUCGUGCGUUAUGAUCAACUUGUUCCACCAUCCAGGCUGUGGAGGAACAACAAUGGCAAUGCAUGUUCUGUGGAGCCUCAGAAGGAAAUUUCGAUGUGCUGUUUUGAAAAACAACAUAGCUCAUAACAGUGACAUCGCAGUCCAAGUCUUGCACCUGCUGACCUGUGGCAGAGAGGAGCAGUCAAGCUACACACCUGUUCUUCUCCUGGUAGACAACUGGGAGGAUGUUGAGGACCUACAGCGAUGCAUUCUGAAUGAGGCAAGAGAGAAAAAAAGACAGGAGGGUGUACUGGUCGUCAUUCUGAACUGUGAGAGAACACAGUUCCCAGCUGAACUCUCCAGGAAUAGCAGAAUUGACAAUGUAUUCAUCACCAACAAACUAUCCCCCAAAGAGAAAAAAUUCUUUAAUGAGAAAUUGAAAGACCUUAAGGACAACCAUGAGAAACCUGAAACCUUCUAUGCUUUUAUGAUCAUGACAAACAAUUUCAGUGAGGAAUACAUUGAGAAUCUGGUGUGCAACACCCUUAAAGAUCUGGAUACCUCCAGCAAACAGGGACGACUUCUUUCUUUCUUGGCAAUACUGAACACAUAUGUGAAUGGUUCAUGUAUGUCACUUUCUCUGUGUGAAGAGUUAGUGGGGAUAAGGAAUGCCUUAUGGGAAAGAGAGACACUAGAAGACAAGAUGAAUCCGUACUCCACUCUGCUAAUCCACUUCUCUGUUGAAGAACAUGGCACUUAUCAAGCUGUACGGUUUCUACACCAAAUGAUUGCCAGUAAUUGCCUAAAAGUCUUGACCAAGAAGCACAACCUAUUUCGAGGAGAAAUAACAACAAAUCUGUUGCACUGUGACUUGCUUUACAAGUCUUGCAUGGGGAAAGACAUCCUGGUUCAAAACAUCCAAAGUAUGCUGAUAACACGACAUCGGAAAGAACUUGGAAAUGACAAAGACACGCUGUUCUCUCCUUUGAUUGAGGAUAUAUAUAACGAUGAGGGAACUGAACAAAUCAAGCAGGUAUUGAUAAAGGCAACAGAUAGAUUUGACAAAAAUGCAACAGUGCCUCAAGCUUUGGCAAGACAUUUCUAUCUGAAAGAGAAGGACUUUAAAUCUGCCUUGCAUUGGGCUGAAGACGCACAGCAGAAGAAGUACAAUUCCUACAUUGCGGACACACUUGGACAGGUGCAUAAAAGCAGCAUGAAACAGGAACUUAAUCAAGGUUUCACCCCAAAGAUGUUAGACAUAUGCCUCAAGUCAGCAUACAAUGCCAUAAAAGCAUUCAGAGAUUCUCAAGAUCUCGCAAGAAAAGAUGAACCACCAGAUCCCUUUGACCAGCGCAAUAGAAAAAAACAAAAAAGCUACAACACAUCAGGCUAUGUAGGUGAGAUGGAGGUAACAAUGAUCAUUUUUGAUUUCAUCAAAUACAUUCCCUUCUUCAAUGAAAGUCCUUACCAGAAGGACAGAAUGUUGCAGUUCCUCAGCGGUCGACUGUCCACAAAAGAUUUACACAUUGGAAACACUCAGAUAGAUUCUGAGUUUAUUGCUAUCCUAGCAGACCAUGAGAGAUUCUUAGUGUCUUUGAGGCCACGAUUAAAGGAAAGCUUCACUUUCUUUGAGAACUACUUUACUUACUUAAAACCCAGGUCCAUUGAGAGGGAAACAGUAGAUGACAAAAACAAAAGAAAAGUGUCUAAAUACUUCAAUGAAUACAUGCAGAUCUUCUGUGCCAAGGAAGAGAAAGACACAGAAAAAGCUAGUAAACCACGCCUGAGUGUGAGCCAGGAAGUUCAGGACCAGCGACGCUACUUAGAGGAAAAAAGAGCGGAUUCAUUUGCCGGGCUCCUUCAAUGUUUGACUGAGAAGAACCGAAAUCAAAUGGAGUUCAUUAUGAACAAAUGGCAGUUCAUAGUUGAUCAUUCAGUUCGGAAAUCAUUGUCCGACAGAAUACAUUAUAUCCUGACAAACAUUGUUCUUCACUCAAUGAAACCAAGUUCAGGGUUACUGAAAAAAUAUGAAGACUUGGUGUCCUUGCUCAAUGAGAUGCUGCAAGAUGAAGGAACCCAUUCAAACUGCACAGAGCUGUACUAUCUCUCCAUGUUGCUGAUGUGGCCAAAUAACGACAGUAUGCUCAAGAACACAACAACUUUCAAAAACAUCGCCACAUAUGUCACAGCAUCCAAGAAGUCGUUUAAUCGUCGUUUUUCUCACAUGUUUCCAGCAAGGUCUGCCAUAUCACAUUUUUACCUCGGAAACUCCCAAGGUCUGAAGAGAAUAAUAGGCAAAGAAAAACUUGAACAGGCUCUGAAACCAUCUCCAAAGUCUUCAAAAGACCGACUCUGGCAGACUGGGCUAAUAUGGAAGGAGCCGGAAGUUAAGAAACUCCUGUUACGUGUUAAAGGGAAAACAGAAAAUGGGGAAAUCCAUCAUUUUUGUGGCAAUGUCAAAAUCCUGGUGCGUCCUGUGUACCUUGGAGGGGUACGUCCUGGGUGUAGUGUGGAGGAAGUCUCCUUCUAUCUAGGAUUCAGCAUGGAAGGACCUGUCGCCUACGACCUCCAGUAUGUUAAUGACCCGUAAACAGCAGUGAGAGAUGUUCAAGUGUAAAACAAAAGAGCAACAGUUGGAAGGAACAAUGAAGGAUGUGAAAGGAUAGAGGAGAACAAAAAAAAGAGUACAGUGUUCAUUUAUUGAUUUGGAGGGGGGGGGGGGGGGGGGGGGAGACACACGAUUUGUCGAUUUGUUGUUAUUUACCACAAAGACCAAUACGUUUUGUGUGUUUAUUUUUUUAAUUUACUGUAGUUCUUACUGAUGAGAUGGUA